AUGGCAUCAAUCACAAUCGCCGUCAUAGGAGCUGGACUCAUCGGUCCUCGACAUGCCCGGACAGCCUCGGCUUUAGAAGCAACUAAGCUGGUUGCCAUCGUCGACCCUGCUCCACCGGACUUGGUUGCUUCUCCGGACAAGCCAGAGGCUGCUAUUGUCUGCACGCCCAAUCACACCCAUGUCGCGGUGGCCAAGGAACUUUCGGCCGCAGGUAUCCACGUUCUCCUUGACAAGCCCGUCCUUGUUGGCCACCAUCGCAGAUUCAACCCGUAUAUUGUGUCUGCCAAACAAGUCCUUUCAUCUGGUUCGCUGGGUAACAUCAUCGCAAUCAGUGGACUAUGGGCGACACUCAAGCCCCUGGAUUAUUUCGAUGCGCCUACGGAGUGGAGGAGGCACAAGACGGGUGGAGUUGUGCUAAUUAACCUGAUCCAUGAGGUGGAUUUGCUUCACCAUCUGAUUGGGCCCAUCACCAAAGUCCAUGCUGAGAAGACAAUGUCGCAGAGAGGUUUUGAGGCCGAGGAAGGGGCUGCAUUGACGUUGAGAUUCAAGUCCGGUGUUGUAGGCACCUUCAUAAUCUCAGAUAAUGUGUGCUCACCCUACAAUUUCGAGUCUGGAACGGGUGAAAACCCACUCAUCCCCAAGACUGGCCAGGAUUCAUAUCGUAUCUUCGGAUUUAAGGCCACUCUCAGUGUCCCAGAUUUGACAUUAUGGUCAUACAAGGGUGAGAAGUUGUCGUGGCAUUCAGAGAUGGAAUCUCAAAAGACACCAGUCAUUCCGGGCAUUCCUUUCGAACUGCAGCUGGAUCAUUUCAGCAAGGUUAUCCGCGGGGCGGAGGAGCCUAGUUGCACUGUCCGGACAGGAUUAGCUGCCUUGAUUGUUUGCGACGCCGUGAAGAAGGCUUUGGAGACAAACACUACUAUAGAGAUUGAUGAUAACGAACUAUAG
Clonostachys rhizophaga is the source of this 945-nucleotide messenger RNA. Lineage: Eukaryota; Fungi; Ascomycota; Sordariomycetes; Hypocreales; Bionectriaceae. The record is from the annotation of a GenBank genome assembly.